AUGAAGCUCGCCAGCGCCGUCUUCAUCGGCCUUGCCGCUUUCGUGGCCUAUGCUCAAGCAACUCCGGUUUCACCCUCAGAGACACCCACAACCGGCGAGUUUACUAGGACCCCUGGAACCGUCGUCGACACAAGAAAGUUCCAAGGCAAGAUGUCAGCCAAGCCCUCCAAACGCAACACUCCUACCGAUGAUGAGGUUUUAACCCUCGAUCUGAGUACUAUCUCUGCGCCCAUCCAGCCAGAAGACCCGGACCACGCCAUCCUUCCAAGCCACACUCCCGCAAUCCGUGGCCGCUCCGGUGCUACUAUAGACUGCCCUCCCUACGCACCAUGGACGUGUGAUGGAGUUACUUGCUUCAAUUUCUUUACUCAUAACUGCUGCAAGGGAGGGGUGGUUUGCAAGGAUCCCGAUGUCUGCGUGCGUAAUUACUUGGGCCAACCCGCUUGCCAUAGGAAUUAA
Trichophyton rubrum CBS 118892 is the source of this 459-nucleotide messenger RNA. RefSeq lists its product as uncharacterized. The transcript has a single exon. Bases 1 to 459 code for a protein of 152 amino acids. The record is from RefSeq and is a predicted model, not a curated record. Lineage: Eukaryota; Fungi; Ascomycota; Eurotiomycetes; Onygenales; Arthrodermataceae.